AGACGUAGGUUACAAAAAGGUGCGGGUUUCUAGGGAGACAGAUAGAGGGGAACGGUAACAGUCCUUUGAGGAAGAUGUGAAAGACGAGAUCUUCUCAGGAAAGUAUGAGAGAGAAGAGAGUUGAAAGUAUGGUGAAAGACCUCCCUGGGUUGUAUGAUGGAAGGACUGGGAAAGGAGAGAUCCAUGUGCAGCGCUAGUACCUUCCCAUGGCUCAGUCACCCCAAAACAGAGGCCUCAACCCUGCUAUGGAAACUCAAAGACUGCUUCUCCACCUCUGAGACAACCGCCCCUCAUCACACAGAUAAAGAAAACAAUUACAUGGAGAGCAGAAAGGCUGUGCUGGAAUUGAAAGAUGUCCCUCCUCCUCCUCCACACCAUACUUCCUCCUCCCAAUCAUCCCAGCCCUUCUCUCUGGCCCCUCUCCCUUUGCCUCAUCCCUGCUUGCCUCCCCCACCUCAGCUUGCACAAGGCUCCCACCAACAACAACAACCACCACAACAGCAACAAGAGGGGGUUAGCCCCAAAGUAAGCAUUUGCACUCAUUGUGACUAUUGUAGCACAGAGGGCUAUGGGUUAUUAGGUGGUGGUGGUGUUGUUGGUAGCAGUAGCAGUAGCAGUGUUGCUGGUGUUGUCUCACUCUAUAUUGCCCCAGGCUCUCUGGGAGCACCUGUUAACAACAGCAGUAUUAGCAGGUCUGGGCCUUGCUCUGUAGCCUCAUCUGUUCAUCAGUGUAAAAAUAAUCUGAGCUAUGGAAGUGGAGGUGAAUCUCUUGGUCCUUUGUUCAGUCUUGGUUGCAAGCCUCAACUGCCCUCCUCUGUCGCUACGUCUCAGCCUGUCUCAUCACACCCCUACCUCCCCUGCUGCUCGGGGCUUCUCCGCACCUACCCAGCUUUACCUCUCCCAUGCAGUCAACCCAGUCUGUUUCCCUCCUCAGCUCCUUUAGCUUCUUCUCUCCCCUCUGUUUCCUCUCUUCCUUCUCCAUUGCAUGGCUCUUGCCUGGUCUCUUCUGGCUACUACACCUGUGCGAUGGACUGCAGCCCAUCAGCCAGAAGAUCCCAGAGAAGCACACUCUGUGGCCACCCAACCCCCACCACCAUCACUACUACAACCACAUCAGCACACUUCUGUUCUAAUCCUAUGCACCUAAAUGUAGAACGCACGGUUUGUGUGAAGGGAGCACACUACUGCCAAGAGUGCUUGUUGAAGCCAAUGAAUGGUCUGGCAUCAGAGUCAGACAAGGUGUGGCCCAAUGUUCCUGUUCCCCAGACUGCUCCCAUCCCUGUCCCCAUUUGCAAUGGCUGUGGCACCUCCUCUGAUAGCAUGAUGCUCAUGCCAUCGAACAGCCUUGGCAAGACUGGCCAGAAGUAUGGUUCGCCAGAGAAUAGUGGUCCUGAGAACAUCCCUCCUGUGGGUGUCUUCUGGGACAUUGAGAACUGCAGUGUUCCCAGUGGACGCUCCGCUGGAGCUGUGGUCCAGCGUGUUCGCAGCCGUUUCUUCCAGGGCCAUCGUGAGGCGGAAUUCAUUUGUGUCUGCGAUAUCAGCAAGGAGAGUAAAGCUGUCAUCCAAGAGCUCAAUAACUGCCAGGUUACUGUUGCACAUAUCAACGCCACAGCCAAAAAUGCUGCGGAUGACAAACUUCGCCAGAGCUUGCGUCGCUUCGCUGAGACCCACACUGCACCUGCAACUGUUGUACUCGUAUCCUCGGAUGUGAACUUUGCAAGUGAGUUGAGUGACCUGCGUCAUCGCCACGGUUUCCAGGUAAUCCUGGUCCAUGGCAACCAUACAUCGUCAGCCCUUCUGCAGCACGCCCACCGCCACGUGGCCUUUCAGGAGAUCACAGCUGAUCUGCCGCCACGAAUGCUUGAAAAAGCACAGCCCAGUUUCAACCUCCUCUAUGUGCACAACCUCCCUGUCAACUGUGACAAGAGCCUGCGGAACGCUGUGAAGCUCAGGCUCCGCCGCCUGUCUGACAACUGCGGUGGCAAAGUGCUGGGCAUGUCCCAGGGCACAGCAGUCCUCCGUUUCGGCAGCCCUGAGGCAGCUGCGCGUGCCCGCAAGCGAAUGGAAAAUGAGGAUGUGUUUGGUCGCCGAAUCAACCUCUCCUUCUCCCCACGGCCCAGAGAUGAUGCAAGUCCUGAGCCUGAGCUUCAUUCUCAGCCCCAUCACUUGCCUCAGACUCUGCCCCAGCCCUAUCAAACCCAGGAUUCAAUGUUCGCCCCUCUCCCAUCUAUAUCCUCCUUCUCUUUUCUGCCCCUGGAGAAGCCCAGGUCACCCAGGAGGCCACGGCGAGCAACACGCCCAUGCCACACCCCUGGCCCAGUGCCUGAAAGGCCCUACAGCCCCAGGAGGGGGUGCAGUGGGCCUCCCGGUGGUGCUCCAGCCAAGCCCCAUCAGGAGCUGGGUACUCUGGAGGGCAAGUCCAGAAUGGGCUUUCACCAACUGGAUAAAGGGCGUGCUGCUUCCUCUUCCCCCCACAGCAAUGGUGAGACCGGGUCCCUCGAGCAGAUGUCCAAACCUGGCCUCACUGGAGAGUCCAUGUACAGAAGGAGAAGAGAGGGCUCUAGUCCUCACAGUGCAACUGAGUCCCCUGUAGAACAAGGAGACAGGAGCUCAGGGGAGUUCCACAUUAGCACACCCUCAGCCUUCAGCAAGCUGAACCUGCACAGGAGCUUCAGUCCUCUUGUCCUCUCCCAGGGCUCCUGGUCCUCCAGGAGUGCGUCCCCAUGUCUGUCCAGCCGCUCCUCACCUAUUCUUGCUGCCCCUCGCAGCCCGUGUCCUGAAGGUCCCCCUGAGCCAUUCUCGGAGGGGGCAGAGGUCCAGGUGGGCAACCUGGACUACAGAAUGUCCCGUAAGGACCUGCAGCAGACACUGCAUGACACCUUCUCCCGAUAUGGGCGGGUGAAAGCUGUGGAGCUUAGCCCCCACACUGACUAUCAGCUGAAGGCCACAGUUCAGAUGUUGUCCCUACAGCAGGCCAUCAGUGCUGUCAGUGGCCUGCACCGCUACAAGAUCGGAGGCAAGCGCAUUCAGGUGUCUCUGAUCACCGGUGGCAGCAACAAAUCUCUUGCCAUGCUCAGCACAGAGAUCAUCAGCAUUCUUCAGGAUGCACCUGCCAAUUGUCUUCCCCUGUUCAAGUUCACUGAGAUCUAUGAGAAAAAAUAUUCCCGUAAGCUGGUGGUUGGGGAUCUAUACAGACUACCAGAGGUGGUGGCGGUGCGGGAACAGGGAGGCUCGAGGCUUGUGUGCCUUCUACCCAGCAGCCAAAUCCGUCAGAGUCCACUGGGAUCUUCCCAGUCCCUAGAGGGCUCCUCUUCAGCUAGUGGCAGCCCCGUGGUGUUUGAGGAGCUGGAGUACCACGAACCUGUCUGCAGGCAGCACUACGCACAGCAGGACUUCAGUGAGGCUGACUUUGACCCUGACUCCUAUAAAAUCCCAUUUGUUGUGAUGUCUCUGAGCACCUUGGCCUCCGAGGUCCACAGUCUGUUGCAGUCACAUGAGGGCACCCUACCACUACUCAGUUUUCCAGACUGCUAUGCGGCAAAAUUCAGCCCUCUGCAGCUGGGCAAUGAGACACUGGAGGGUGGUGUUCCCCUGGAGCACCUCAUUACCUGUGUACCCAGCAUCACAAUAGUCACAGCUCAGAAUGGCUUCAAAGUCAUCAAGUGGAUCCACAACAAACCACCAGCACCCAACUCUGAGCCAUGGAUUCAGCGCUGCAAAAGUCCAGUGGGCAACCCUCAGCUCAUUCAGUUCAGCCGAGAGAUUAUCGACCUGCUGAAGAGUCAGCCUUCCUGCAUCAUGCCCAUCAGCAAGUUCAUACCCUCGUACCACCAUCACUUCGCCAAGCAGUGCCGCGUCUCUGACUAUGGCUACUCUAAACUGCUGGAGCUGCUGGAGGCUGUGCCCCAUGUUCUGCAGAUCUUGGGCAUGGGUACCAAGCGUUUACUGACCCUGACCCAUCGUGCUCAAGUGAAGCGCUUCACCCAAGACCUGCUCAAACUGCUCAAAUUUCAAGCUAGCAAGCAAGUGGCCAUCAAAGACUUCAUGCAGGCGUACCACUGGUGCUUCUCCAGAGACUGGAGAGUUAUCGACUAUGGCAUAUGUGACCUGAUGGACCUGCUGACCGAGAUCCCUGAAACCACCAUUACCAUAACACACCAGGCCCAGGACACAGUCAUCUCUGUUCCCAAAAGAGAGCGUACCAUGGAGGAAAUUGAGCACACCAAGCAGUUUGCAAAGGAGGUGGUGGACCUGCUUCGACACCAGCCUCACUGCCGAAUGCCCUUCAGUAAGUUCAUCCCCACCUAUCACCACCACUUCGGCCGUCAGUGCAAGCUCAGCUACUACGGUUUCACCAAGCUCAUGGAACUCUUCGAGGCAAUCCCUGAUGUACUGAUGGUGUUGGAGUGCGGUGAGGAGAAGGUGUUAACUCUGACAGAGGUGGAGCGUAUCAAGGCCUUGGCAGCUCAGCUGGUCAAGCUGCUGCGGGCUCAGAAAAACUCCAGCCUUCCUGUCAACCAGCUCCUCACAGAGUACAGCAAGACCUUUGGUUAUGGUCUGCGCCUGCAGGACUUUGACGCCAGCUCCCUACCGGCUCUGCUGACCAAACUCUGCCAUGUUGUCAAGGUGGUGGAUGGCUCGGAGGGUCGUGAAGUGCAGCUGAUCAACAGGAAGUCUCUGCGCUCGCUGACAUCCCAGCUACUGGCUCUGCUCAUGUCCCAAGAAGACGAGCAGGUCAACAAGGGUCUGAAGGUGGAAGAGCUGAGCCAGCAUUACCUGACUGUCCACGGAGCCCCGCUCAACCCAUGUGAAUAUGGGUUCCUCUCCCUCAGCGAGUUACUCAAGAGUCUGCCCUACCUCGUGGAGCUAUAUCAUGAGGAAGCUGAUGAUAACAGUAAAGCUGGCAACACUGCCACGGGUCAUGGCGAGGAGUGGGUGAGGCUGACCAGGCUUUACCAGUUCGCCCGUAACAUACGCGGCCUGCUCCACACCUACCACUACAACCAGAUCUUCCUGACCGAGUUCCCGGGAGCUUAUAACAAAUUUACAGGCUGCAGCCUUGAACCUCGUGCCUACGGAUACGUCAGCACUGAUGAGCUGCUCAGCGCCAUUCCACAGGUGGUCUGGAUCAAAGGGCACGGUCACAAGAGGAUUAUCGUUUUGAAGAACGAUAUGAAAGCAAGGACAAGCUCUUCAGUUCCCAACAGCCCCCAGCCAGGAGAGCUCACAGAAAGCCAGAGAGACAGCCCCAUUAGCAACACAACUUCUGGAACCCAGAGUCCAGGUGGCGAUGUAGCUGCAGAGUCAGAGCUGCUGUGUCUCACAUCUCCAGUGGACCUGCUGUGUGGACCUGUACCAUCCUGCUUACCGUCACCUCAGCUUCACCCCGACCCCGUCCUCCUCCAGCAGGCAGACCUGAUUCGCUUCGAGGAAAAAACUCCACCACCAACAGGGUGCGAUGAACCUGAGGUGGCAGCUGCAGCAGUCACUGACGGCACAUCUGAUCCACCUGAGCAGCCUGGCAGCACAGAAGACUCCGCAGUCACCAAACCUCCAGCGGCCCACAACGUGAAGACGGCCCUGUCCACGGACAGUCCCAGCAGAAGAGCUGCACGCAGCAGAAUCAAGCUAGCUGCCAACUUCUCAUUCACGGCAGGCCUCUGAUCCUCUCGCACAUACACAUUCAUUCUCAUACACACCAAGCAAUACUAGUUCACACAUAGUGUAACUCUGAAUAGAAGAGUUGACCGGCUACACUAAACACACUACUCAGAAAAGACCCCAGAAGAGCAUUGGUAUUAUCCCCUUUACGUCCAGACAGGCUGUUGCAUCCUUCUGCUUUCUUCUUUAUCACUCGUCCACCAUCUUUGUUUUCCUUGUUUUCUUAUUUCACAAUCAGAUGCUCACCAAGCUGUGAUGAUUUUUUUUUUUUUUUUUUCUUGCAGAUUUUCUGCAAUUCUUUAAUUUGCCAAAUCCAUCUACCGUAAAUUAGUUUGGUUGUUUUGUUUGAUUUCAUCCAGAGGGAAGUUAAAUUACGAUUCCGCGAAUGUGCAUCUUCGGUUUAGAGCCAUGUUGUGUCGAUAAACACUCGCUGGCUUACAGACAAUGAAUGGAACUGAGUUAGUUGUCACUGUUCAGAGUAUUGGUUAACAAUGGGAGAAAUGCUAGGUUUUAUAGUUCCCAAAAAUGUAGUUACCCACAUUCUCAGUUAGGGAAAAAAAUUGACAAAUAAUUGAAGGUUUGUAGAGAUGUUUUGUUCGUGAACCAUACUGAGAAACCUUCUUAAUCACUUCCCUGCUUUGUUCCCAAAAACAGAAAAUUUCAUUUAUGACAUUCACUCAAUUUUGAACUAAAGUCCAAUUUUGGAGAUUUUACUUUGUAGGUAAUCCCAGACAUGUCAACCAAACUGGCUGCUAAGCUCCUGCCUACUUAAUUCUUUUAGUCUUCUUUCGAGCAAAGUAUUCACUCUGUCCAUUCUUAAGAGGUUAAGAGCUUCUCUUUGAAGUAGAUUUUCAGCUAAUGUCUCCGUUGUAAAGUAGUUUAAGGACAUUAUUUUCAUUUCCUUUUAUAUCAUGCAGAUUAUUUAGCAGUCUGUGGAAGAGUUUGGCCUAAAUGUGAGGUGUAUUUGUUGGCAACUCAAUGAUGGGACUGAAGAGAGACCACAGUGUUAACUGUUGAGAUAGCGUCUUCUUUCCCGGAUGCUAACUCUUUGAACAAGUUAAAGUUUGGAUCGAAAGGCUUUGAAUGAUAUUGCGAUAAGCACCGCUCUCAGGAAUUUUUUAUCCUCGUGGUAUUUUGACUUUAUUUAUGACAAAGGUUUUGGCUCCUCUCUCUGAGGCCACUGACGAAGGCCUGAAAGAGAAAAGGUGGCUCUUUAAUACUCCAGCCAGGUGUGUGCUGAGGCAGCAGGAGCUGACAUACACUUCGAUUGUUCGUCUUAAGCCAGCAGCCAGUGUGUUUGUGUUCUCUUAGCUAUAUUUUGUCUGUGAGCGGUUUACACUGUAGUAGGUGGUGUGAAAUGUGCUUGGUGUGCAUAACUGAGUUUAUGCAUGGUGUAAACCCAGGAGGAGCAGACAGGAACAGAUGAUGGCAAGACAUUCUUUAAGAUCUGUCUUUUAUUUCCACCAUGUGUUAAGGAUCUUAGAGUUGGCUUCACCCUUGCAGUUGCCACAGAAACGCUCAAGGUUUUUUGAGUCAACCUUGUUGCUGGCAGGCACUGUAUCCGUGGUGGCGUCCACACCGUCUGAGUUGAUGAGUUCGAGGGGAGUAGCGAGCACUCCUGAGUUUGUUUUUGUUUUUGUUUUUUUUGUUUUUUUCUUUAUUAUUUUAAACGUCAAGGUGAACGGUUGUGAGUUUUUAGGGAAAAGAGAUGGGACUGGAGGCGAUAGGUUGUUUGUGGAGCAGCGCGGGCGCUCUGAGGAGCCUCCUGAGCAGACUGUGAUGUACACACAGAGGACCCUCUGCGGCUCUCUGGAACAUGCCGGGCUUUUACAAUGGCUUGUAUUUGCCACGGUGCCAAAGGAAACGCCAUCGUACCUCCCUGUCCCUCACGUCCCACAUAGAGGAGUUUUUACUUAUUGAUGUGUGUCGGUUUUCUCUGUUUUGCUCUGUCUCGAGUGUGUUUACAAGACGGCUGGCUGCCGAAUCGCCACCAACUAAUGGCGGCUGUCCAUCAAGUUUAGCACGACCUAGGUGCCGCUGUUCAGAGAAUGGGUAAGAGCCCAUUUAAUCAGCUUCUGUGCAGUUUCAGUGUUUAGCAGUGUUAUACCAUGAGUUUUCUUUGACAGACUUGAUUUUGACUUGGUGCGCAAAGCCUUUAAAUGCUGAGAGAGAUUCCACCUGCCAACUCACCAAAAUGUCUGGAACACCAAUCAAUAUGUUUUUAAAUAGGGCUGUUAAUGGCUCGUCUCUCCUACAAUGUUUUACGGACUCUCUGGAAACCUCUCUGUUGAAGGGCUGAGCAGUUCAGAUUAGUUAAUGGUUUAGAAUAACUUAGGAUAAAAAAAAAUGGCUUUAAACGCUCACAAGAAAUGUCUAGAUUUAAAUUUGGAGGUAUGAAUGCAUUACUUUUUGUGUAUUUGGGCAAACCAUAGCACUCCUCAGAGUACUGCAGUGGCAACUAACUCAGAUGUAUAUUUUAACUUCCCUAACUUAAGCCUUCUCUUGUCCUUUGGUAACAGCGAGAAGCUAUUGUACCUGUCAAAAUAUGCACUUCUGCAUAGUUUUGGUUCAUGAAAUACACACAUGAAAUUAUUUAGCGUUUGGGGAGGGGUUGUAUUCAUCUCCUCCUCUUUGUUUAUUCAUUGGAUAAAACUGUGUCACUUUGUCUUGCUUAUUCAGUUUUUACAUCCAGUGACAGUUCUACAGUGUUGGUGUCUGCUGUUAGAGAAUAAUUUCAAGGAACUUCCUUUAGUCAUCACUGCAGCGUCCUUAAAACUCCUGCCUUAUGGUUAUUUUUUUGCUUUCCUGCUCAACAUUUGUCUCACUGAUGUGUCCUCUCUACGUUCCACCCCCCCCCCCCCCCCCCCCUCAAACUGUUGCCUCACCGCACCAGAAGUCGCUGUAACAGUCUAACAUUGUUGAAGGGACCAAAAAGAUUUCCGUUAAUAAAUUUCACAAGCAUCACGUCCGCCUGGUCUCAGAGUUUUUGUGGCUGCAGAAGUAAGAAAAAGAAAGCCAGCGUGUUCCUGAAAGAUGCUCUUUAAUUAAACACAUAUAUACAGGUAGUUUCAGCUUCUUUUUCUGCAUAUUUGUUCAAUAUUCAACAUCAGGGUCUUCAUAAAUGUACUACUACUACAGAACGCUAAGUUAUCAGAAGGAAGGUCAAGUGACAAAGAGCAACACUUUGCUUUGACAUGAGUCACUAAAAUCCUAAAUACACUCAAACGUACACCAUCUAUUGUAGGCAUUUACAAGAGAGUUGCAUUCAGUUCCUGGUGUUUAUCAUUUAAAAACGCAAGACUAAGUUCAGAGGAUGCAAGUUGUUUGUUGUCAGUAAUAUCUGCAGUAUCCAUAGCAACUAUGAAUGAUGUCGUACUACCAAUAUUCAGUAUUUCCUGGUAGCUGAUGGCUGAGGUGAUGGUAGUAUGGCCAGGGAUGUGUUAUGUUUAGGGAAUGAGCCUAAAAAAAAAAAAAGAAACCCCACCAUAUAAUAAAAUGAUUUAAGUGUUGGUAUAUACAGAGGCUAACCAACACGAUGAAAAGA
This is a messenger RNA of Toxotes jaculatrix (banded archerfish), 9205 nucleotides long. RefSeq names its product meiosis regulator and mRNA stability factor 1. Bases 154 to 5664 code for a protein of 1836 amino acids. NCBI's taxonomy places the organism in Eukaryota, Metazoa, Chordata, Actinopteri, Toxotidae. Gene Ontology annotation, biological process: post-transcriptional gene silencing. The record is from RefSeq and is a predicted model, not a curated record. Gene Ontology annotation, molecular function: mRNA base-pairing post-transcriptional repressor activity; RNA nuclease activity; CCR4-NOT complex binding. The transcript has 27 exons. Gene Ontology annotation, cellular component: cytoplasm; peroxisome.